AUGACGGAAAUACUACACAACGCCCCCAUUGUCCUGGACAAUGGGUCGGGAACCAUUCGCGCAGGCUUCGCCGGUGAUGACUUGCCGAAAUGCUUCUUCCCGUCGUGGGUGGGCCGGCCAAAGCACCUCAGGGUCCUUGCCGGUGCCCUGGAAGGCGACGUGUUUAUCGGCCAAAAGGCCGCCAGUGAGCUGAGAGGGCUGCUCAAGAUUCGCUAUCCGCUGGAGCACGGCAUUGUCACAGACUGGGAUGACAUGGAGCGGAUAUGGGAGUACGUGUACGGCGAGGGGCUCAAGACGUUGAGCGAAGAGGAAAGCCGCCAGCAUCCUGUUUUGCUGACGGAGCCGCCUCUAAACCCCCGAAGCAACCGUGACACCGCUGCACAGAUUCUAUUCGAAACAUUCAAUGUGCCCGCCCUGCACACCUCGAUCCAGGCCGUCUUGUCGUUAUACGCCAGCGGCCGCACAACUGGUAUUGUGCUGGACUCCGGCGACGGCGUGUCGCACGCGGUGCCGGUAUAUGAGGGGUUCGCCAUGCCCAGCAGCAUCCGGCGAAUUGACGUGGCGGGACGCGACGUCACGGAGCACCUGCAAACGCUGCUGCGAAAGAGCGGCUACGUCUUCCACACGAGCGCGGAGAAAGAGGUCGUGAGACUGAUCAAGGAGAGCGUGUCAUAUGUGGCGCACGACCCGAGAAAAGAGGAGAGGGAUUGGAUUGGCGUGAAGCCCAACGAGAGCAAGUUUGCCGAAUAUGUCCUGCCCGACGGGCACAAGCUGAAGGUUGGCCAAGAACGAUUCAGAGCGCCAGAAAUCCUGUUCGACCCCGAACUCAUCGGGCUGGAAUACCCCGGCGUCCACCAGAUUGUAGUGGACGCCAUCAACAGGACAGACCUUGACCUGCGCAAGUCGCUGUACGGCAACAUUGUGCUGUCGGGCGGGAGCACGUUGACCAAGGGGUUCGGCGACCGGCUGUUGACGGAGCUCCAGAAGCUGGCGGUCAAGGACAUGAGGAUAAAGAUCUUCGCGCCGCCGGAGCGAAAAUACUCGACAUGGAUCGGAGGAAGUAUCCUCGCCGGACUGAGCACGUUCCGCAAGAUGUGGGUGAGCGUAGACGACUGGCACGAGAACCCCGAGAUUAUCCACACAAAGUUUACCUGA
Metarhizium album ARSEF 1941 is the source of this 1155-nucleotide messenger RNA. RefSeq names its product Actin-like protein (Centractin). The record is from RefSeq and is a predicted model, not a curated record. Lineage: Eukaryota; Fungi; Ascomycota; Sordariomycetes; Hypocreales; Clavicipitaceae. The transcript has 4 exons. The coding region runs from base 1 to 1155 and encodes 384 amino acids.